GCUCCUUCAGAAUCCCAACUUUAACCCGACUACAGAUCAGAGAGACGCCAACAUGAUGCUGUUCCUCUUCCUGUUUGCUCUGGCUCUGGGUGCUGUGUCUCCUUCAGGUGAACUUGAAGUCAAGCUGCUGCGUGGAAGCUGUCCCUCGUUCUGGUUCAGCUUUGACGGCCGCUGCUACAAGUACGUUUCUACACGACUGUCCUGGGCUGAUGCUGAGCUCUACUGUGUGUCACAGGGAGCCAACCUGGUGUCUAUCCACAGUGAGGGAGAAAAUAAUUUUGUCAGAUCCUUGAUCAGGAACUUUGACCAUGCUGAUGGAGCAACAUGGAUUGGACUCACUGAUGCUCACAAGGAAGGAAACUGGAUGUGGUCCGAUGGUUAUGCAGUGACAUUUACACAGUGGCUUGUUGGGGAGCCCAAUAAUGCUGGAGGACGUGAACACUGUGUUCACAUUAAUUGGAUAACACCUCUGAAAUGGAAUGACUACCCUUGUACUUAUACUUUUCCCUCUGUUUGUGCAACACGCAAAGCCAGCUGUCCUUAACAAUUCUUCAACCUGAUUCAUUGUGAUGCUUUGACAUACUGUACAUCCCAAACAAACAUAAACAUGUGCACUUGUACGUUUGUAUGCUAAUUUGAACUCAUUCAUUUACAUUUAUUAAUGUACACACAUAUCUAUCUCUAUCCGUGUGUAUGUGAAUGUGAUUUCGAAAUUACACAACAUGCCAGAGGCAGAUACUGUACCUUUGACAUAUUUGUCUUAGCGCUUUAGUACAAAAACCUUUAAUACCUUGCCUUUACAGUGAAAUCCAUGAAUCUCAUGGAUGAUGUAAUGAUGUAAAGAUGUAUAAAACACACUGAUUAAACCAAAUCAAAUCAUC
Molecule: messenger RNA, 881 nt
Organism: Solea solea (common sole)
Lineage: Eukaryota; Metazoa; Chordata; Actinopteri; Pleuronectiformes; Soleidae
Product: ladderlectin-like
Exons: 1
Coding region: 53-544 (163 amino acids)
Molecular function (GO): signaling receptor activity
Source: RefSeq, a predicted model, not a curated record